Molecule: messenger RNA, 753 nt
Organism: Cooperia oncophora
Lineage: Eukaryota; Metazoa; Nematoda; Chromadorea; Rhabditida; Trichostrongylidae
Source: the annotation of a GenBank genome assembly
AUGCAGCUGGAGCCAGCCUCGCAUAGCUACGCUGAUGUCGGCGGCGGCCGCGUUGAGUUCUUGCUGUGGGCAUCGCGAUGCGGCGAUAAAAAAGCGAACGACGCGAAGCCCCGCCUGCGAUCGCCGUCGCACGCUACCGCUGCCAUGCCACGCCUCAUGGCGAACGGCCAGCAUUUCGACGGUGUCGAGUCGCAACCGCUCGACUUGAGUAAGCGAGACUCAAGCCCGUCAGCCAGUACCAGUACCAAUACACAACAGCAGUUUUUGCCUGUAUUCUCAUCGACUGAUGACUAUUACACGGCGAAACUGACGAACAUCGUGGAGGUCCAUACUGAAUCGAAUUCACUAUUGAAAUCGUCCACUAUAUCACAAACUCAUUCGCCAAAAUCUCAAAAAGGCAACUAUUUCCUUAUUGAUUCGCUGCUAACGCCAGCCCAUUCAUCGGAUCUGCCACUGGACUCCACGUGUAAGGGAGUCGAGAGAGCACCAGUGUUUUUGGGGUGUUCGUUGGCAGCGUCGUUUAAAAAUCCAACCGUCACUUUCGAUAUUCCGAAGCGUAGCAGAAUCGAGCCGGAGCGCGAAGUCGCUCGGGCGCCGGCGCCAGCCGUGCUCAGUCCUCAUCGUACCAACGGUCAGGAAACGUUGAACGCUUCGAGCUCAAUGAAGAAGUUGAAACGUGAGCCGGACGAGACCACCAGCGCCACGAUGACGCCACCACCUAACAUCUGCGUCGAUGACGAGAUGUAUGUGUGA